UUCACUCCAAAACCAAUCUUUCUCGUCAUCUUCGAAUCAUUCAGUUGAAUUUCACUAGAAAUGUCGGGAAGAGGAAAGGGUGGAAAGGGUUUGGGAAAGGGAGGAGCGAAGAGGCACAGGAAAGUCCUCAGAGACAACAUCCAGGGAAUCACCAAGCCCGCGAUCAGGAGGCUGGCUCGGAGGGGAGGAGUGAAGCGUAUCAGCGGUCUGAUCUACGAGGAGACACGUGGAGUGCUCAAGAUCUUCCUAGAGAACGUGAUUCGUGAUGCUGUCACAUACACUGAGCAUGCUCGCCGCAAGACUGUCACGGCCAUGGACGUUGUUUAUGCCCUCAAGAGGCAGGGGAGAACUCUCUAUGGGUUUGGGGGUUAGGGUUUUUGGUCACAAAAGUCUUGCUGUCAAGAAAGAGAGGUCAUGGGGAUGUUUAGGGUUCUGGGUUUGUUAGGGUUAGUUACGAGUAUUGGGGUUUGUUUUACAUUCGUGUAAUUAUAAGUUGUUUCUGAUUUCUUGCAUUUCGUCUUCUACUACUACUACUACUUGUAGUGUUCUUGUUAAGGCAUUGUUAUGAAACUUCAAUUUCAGAAUUACUUUUCUCUU
Camellia sinensis is the source of this 597-nucleotide messenger RNA. The record is from RefSeq and is a predicted model, not a curated record. Lineage: Eukaryota; Viridiplantae; Streptophyta; Magnoliopsida; Ericales; Theaceae.